Messenger RNA from Alternaria metachromatica, 474 nucleotides. RefSeq names its product Protein mago nashi (gene MNH1). The transcript has 6 exons. Lineage: Eukaryota; Fungi; Ascomycota; Dothideomycetes; Pleosporales; Pleosporaceae. The coding region runs from base 1 to 474 and encodes 157 amino acids. Gene Ontology annotation, biological process: RNA splicing. Gene Ontology annotation, cellular component: nucleus; exon-exon junction complex. The record is from RefSeq and is a predicted model, not a curated record.
AUGACGACAAACGAGCCAUUCUACCUGCGUUACUACUCUGGUCAUCAAGGCCGAUUUGGACACGAGUUCUUGGAAUUCGAUUUUCGAGUGCUCGGAGACGGCCGCAGCGCAUCUGCCCGUUAUGCCAACAACUCAAACUACCGCAAUGAUUCACUCAUCCGGAAAGAGAUGUGCGUCAGCGAUGCUUUGGUAGCUGAGAUUAAGAAGAUCGUCAAGGACAGUGAGAUCCUCAAGGAAGAUGACACAAAGUGGCCCCAGAAGAACAAGGACGGCCGUCAAGAGUUGGAAAUUCGGUUAGGCAGCGAGCACAUCUCAUUUGAGACUGCGAAAAUUGGCUCGCUCCAGGACGUACAAGACUCGUCAGACCCAGAAGGCCUCCGCGUCUUCUACUAUCUCGUGCAAGACCUCAAGGCUCUGGUCUUUUCUUUAAUAUCUCUGCACUUCAAGGUAUGCGAUCAAGUGUGCUCACGUUAA